UAAGAAAACGUAGUUGCUGAUAACUGUGUUGAUGCGGGGAAACCUCUUGCCACAAAAUAGGUGUCAUUUGUACUUCCCAUCUUGAUAGGGGAAACAGCGAUUAGGUAUUAGGUGUUACCUUGGUAUCAGAUAUAAAAUAGGUUAUUAAUAAUAACUAUAUAAAAGAGCGAAGCGGGAAUUCACAACUCCCCUCCCGUCAUGUUUCAAUCUAUCAUCAGAGCCACCACCACCAGGAUCACGACCAGAGCCAUCACUUGUUCUAGUGGGACAUCUUCCCAUCUAAACAGAAACAAUAACAGCAACAAUAACAACUUCUUAUCCAGGCUCUUAUCCACCAUGACAGACUUGAAAGUUGAUCUCACUGCCCCAAACGGCAAGAAAAUUACCCUUCCUACAGGUCUCUUUAUUAAUAAUGAAUUCGUCAAGUCGAGUUCAGGGGCUAAAAUUACAAGCAUCAACCCGACGAACGAGCAAGAAAUAUGCUCUGUUGAAGCAGCUAGCGUCGAAGAUAUCGACAAAGCCGUGGCUGCUGCGAGAGCAGCAUUGAACCAUGAGGCGUGGCGAGAUAUGUCUCCAACCGACCGCGGCAGGUUGAUGUACAAGUUGGCCGAUCUGGUCGAACAAGAAGAAGAUAUCCUAGCCACCCUUGAGACGUGGGAUAAUGGCAAGCCGCUUGGCGAUUCCCAUGGAGACUUAUUGGAGGUCAUCAAUACCAUUCGAUACUACGCUGGCUAUGCCGACAAGAUCCACGGCGAAACCAUCCCCACCACAAAUCAGAAGUUUGCCUACACACUAAAACAGCCUAUCGGCGUUUGCGCUCAAAUCAUCCCUUGGAAUUACCCGCUGGCGAUGGCGGCCUGGAAAUUGGGACCGGCACUUGCCUGCGGGAACACAGUCGUAAUGAAGCCUGCCGAGCAAACCCCCCUAUCCAUCCUAUACUUGGCGAGUCUCAUCCCCAAGGCCGGCUUCCCUCCCGGAGUCGUGAACAUUACCAACGGGUAUGGUAAAGAAGCCGGCCAUGCGCUCGCAAGCCAUCUGGACAUCGACAAAGUCGCUUUCACCGGCUCGACCAUGACGGGAAAGCAGAUCAUGAAGGCGGCCAGCGUCAACAUGAAAAACAUCACUCUCGAGACCGGCGGCAAAUCUCCGCUGAUAGUCUUCGAGGAUGCCGAUAUCGAGCAAGCAGCCAAGUGGGCCCACGUCGGAAUCAUGAGUAAUAUGGGUCAGAUCUGCACGGCGACGUCGCGUAUCCUCGUGCAAGAGAAGGUCUACGACAAGUUCGUAGAGAAGUUCCGGGAGGAGGUUAAGACCACGAGCAAGGUCGGCGACCCCUUCGAGGAGGGCACGUUCCAGGGCCCUCAGGUUACCAAGGCGCAAUAUGAGAGGAUCCUGAGCUUCGUGGAGACGGGCAAGUCGGAAGGGGCUACGCUGACGGACGGAGGCGUCCCCUGCCCGCUCAACGGGAAGGGCUACUUCAUCGCGCCGACCGUCUUCACAAACGUCAAGGACAACAUGAAGAUCUACCGGGAGGAGGUGUUUGGCCCAUUCGUCGUCAUCGUGCCGUUCAAGGCCGAGGGCGACGCGAUCGCUAUGGCGAACGACACGACGUACGGGCUCGGCUCGGCGCUGUUCACGCAGAACCUCGAGCUCGCGCACCGUGUCGCCUCGCGCAUCGAGGCGGGAAUGGUCUGGAUCAACUCGUCCAACGACUCCGACUUUAGAGUGCCCUUCGGAGGCGUGAAGCAGAGCGGUAUCGGCCGCGAGCUGGGUGAGGCGGGUCUUGCUGGAUACAUGCAGACUAAGGCCAUUCAUAUAAAUCUAGGUCAGAAAUUGUAAAAUAUUAGGCUAGGUCAGGUCAGGUUAGAUUAGGUUAGGUUAGGUACCUCACAUAUCAGUUCGCCGGCUUAAAAAGAAAAAAAAAAAAAAAAAAAAAAA
Molecule: messenger RNA, 1935 nt
Organism: Daldinia caldariorum
Lineage: Eukaryota; Fungi; Ascomycota; Sordariomycetes; Xylariales; Hypoxylaceae
Product: aldehyde dehydrogenase
Exons: 2
Coding region: 199-1836 (545 amino acids)
Molecular function (GO): oxidoreductase activity, acting on the aldehyde or oxo group of donors, NAD or NADP as acceptor
Source: RefSeq, a predicted model, not a curated record